UGCAGACCAAGCUGCCGCGGAAGAUGGCGGCGGAGGCGCUGAGUGGAGGGGAGGCGCCGGUCUGCGACUCUGGCCGGAGUGAUGCCAUCUGCAAUUUUGUCAUUUGCAAUGACUCUCCCCUUCGAGGUCAGCCUGUUAUCUUCAAUCCUGACUUUUUUGUGGAGAAACUCCGACAUGAGAAGCCAGAGGUGUUCACCGAGUUGGUGGUCAGCAAUAUUACAAGACUUAUUGAUUUGCCUGGGACUGAGCUGGCCCAGCUGAUGGGUGAAGUGGACCUUAAGUUGCCUGGUGGGGCUGGCCCUGCAGCAGGAUUCUUCAGGUCUCUAAUGUCUCUCAAGCGGAAGGAAAAAGGAGUAGUAUUUGGAUCUCCAUUGACAGAGGAAGGCAUUGCCCAGAUAUAUCAACUGAUUGAAUAUCUGCACAAAAACCUGCGAGUAGAGGGCUUGUUUAGAGUGCCAGGCAACAGUGUCCGACAGCAGCUUUUGAGGGAUGCUCUCAAUAACGGAACUGAUAUUGACUUGGAUUCAGGAGAGUUUCACUCAAACGACGUUGCCACGCUGCUGAAGAUGUUUCUAGGAGAGUUACCAGAGCCCCUUCUGACCCACAAACAUUUUCAUGUACACCUCAAAAUUGCUGAUCUGAUGCAGUUUGAUGAUAAAGGAAAUAAAACCAACAUACCAGACAAGGAGCGGCAGAUCGAGGCCUUGCAGCUGCUCUUCCUAAUCCUCCCUCCGGCCAAUCGUAACUUGCUAAAGUUACUGCUUGAUCUCCUGUAUCAGACAGCGAAGAAGCAAGACAAGAAUAAGAUGUCUGCCCACAACCUUGCUCUUAUGUUUGCGCCCCAUGUCCUGUGGCCCAAAAAUGUCACUGCAAAUGACCUUCAGGAGAACAUCAUCAAGUUAAACACAGGAAUGGCUUUUAUGAUCAAACACUCCCAGAAACUGUUUAAGGCUCCUGCUUAUAUUCGGGAAUGUGCCAGAUUGUACUAUCUGGGCUCCAGAACACAGGUGUCAAAGGAUGAUCUUGAUCUGACAACCUCAUGUCAUGCCAUGUCCUUCCAGCUGGCAAGAUCUCAGAAACAGAGCAGGGUAGAUUCUUACUCCCCGCAGGAGGAGACCCAGCAGCACACAGAAGAGGCACUGAGGGAGCUCUUCCAGCAUGUUCAGAACUUGCCAGACUCCGCGAAGAAGAAACAACUUAUCAGACAGUUCCAUAAGCAGUCUUUGACUCAAACGCCAGGGAGAGAACCGUGUACUCCCAGGGUCCAGAAGAGAGCCCGCUCACGCUCCUUCAGUGGGCUUAUCAAGCGCAAAGUCCUGGGCAGUCAGAUGACUUCAGAAAAGAAAGACAGUUCCCCUGCUCCAGAGUCUGUGGCCAUGGGGGAACUGAAGAAAGCCAGCAAAGAAAAUAUGAACUUGUUCUUCUCUGGCUCUCCAACUGUCACAGUGACACCGACAAGGUUGAAAUGGUCUGAGGCAAAGAGAGAGGGGAGAAAAGGAUUCUUUUGAAGCCCUACCUUACUACUGUCCUCCACAGUGAAGUUUCUCUUCAGUGGGACAAGUGUUAUUUCUGUUCUCAGUGAAGCCUGGAUCUGCAGCUGCUUGCUGCAUUUUGACUUGAGAAAGCCAACUCAAUCCCUGCCCCGACUGAUACCUCUAACCCACUCACUGGAUGUCUCUGAAGCUGUGUGUCUGAGAGGGCUACACUCUUGUUUUCAGUGUCAGAAGCCAUAGCUGCCUGCCCAGCUGACACAGUGCAGCCUGUAGGCAGGCAGCUACGCUCAUUCCAUGUGCUUAGGUCGGCUCUGUUGCUCCAGAUAGGAAAAUCUGUGUUUAAUUGCUAGUAGUAUUUUUUUAAAAGUACUGUAGGUCUUAGUGGAUUGUUAUUUUUAACUGGUGUUCGAGGCUUUCCUCUGUGUUAUUAGUAUUGAGUAACUGCUUGUUUACUUGUUUUAGAAGCCAUUAUUUUGAUGGAUAAUUAAGCAAAUUACAAGUUAAAUGCUUUUGACCCCCUUUUUAUUUUGAGCUUGAGAAAUCUCUUUAUCUUUGUGUUCAAAGAAUUUAUAGUUUUCGUAGACAAUCUAUUAUUUCUUAUGUCUAAUAUAGAGGAUUUGGCCUGGCAAUGAGAAAGAAUUCAGUAUAGUGUGUUUAACAGAUCUCAGUCAUUAAGCUGCACCCCAUACCUCUGUGCGUCCUGCGCACUCCUUGUCUGGAGGUGCAGGAGGUGGCGGAGUACGGAGAGCCUGUGUCUAGUGAGCCGCACGUGUCAGUUGAGAAUGCUGAGGUGUGGGCCUGGCUCUGCGGAACUGUCAACUAUGCUCACUCACCCUACUGUGGGGACCAGAUACCUAGCAAAGUACGGUUUCGACCUAACGAUGGACAGUUGAACUUGGGUUAUUGUUGAGAUGAAGGCUGACGUUGUCUGUCUGUCAGCCCUCUCUUCCAUACUACACUGUUUUGUUGCCGUAACGGCAAUGCUGAAGGAAAAUGUGAUAUUUUCCCUUAUAGCUGGAUAGUUUGGGAGCAUGGAGGUAUGUGAUCUAUAAUGGAUUUUAAGUCCUUUCUCUAUAGUAGUUUUAGGUCAUCCUUAAGGAUCUUUAUUAGCAAAUUCAUUUGUCUAGGUUUCUGACUCUUUCUGGUGGUGUUGUUACUAAGAAAAAGGUUCUUUUUAAAAUAAAUUUAUUAUGGCAGGCAUAUAGUUAGGUCAAACAGAAAUCUCUUUUGUAUUAGCAAAUGAGAGAAGUUCUCCUCAGCGUGGCUUGCUUUGAGUGUGUCCCAGCAUGCUGUAAUGUAGCACUAUGCAGGGAGAGCCAGGCAGUGCCUUAAUGCAUCCAAGAGACUGAGCAGACGAGUGUGGGUGAGUGGAAGCAGUGCCCAGGUGUGGUGUGGGUGAGGGUGGUGAGAGAGGCGUGCCCCAUGCACGUGCUCGCUGUAGGCACUUAGUUACCACAUGCAUUUGGGAAUGUGUACUUUAUUUAUUUAUUGGAUAGUCAUUACUUGCUCUAAGGGUAUUUUAGGUCAUUUUUUUUCUAUAGAAGCUGUGAUCCAGUGCAGAAUAAACUUGAGGAAAAGCAUAACCUACUGUGUCUUGUAACACGUGACUGGCUGUUCUAACCUGUGGUAUCUUCUAGGAAACUUGGACAAAAGCUCUGUUGUUGUCACAGAAGGUUGCUGUGGGCUUUCUGACAAGGCACACAGUUGCUGUUUUUGAGCCAGUAUUUAACCAAUGUUUUUAACCUUUUGUUUGCUUGAGACAGAGGCCUCUCUGUAUUGUCCUGGCUGACCUGGAACUCACUCCGUAGACCAGGCUGGCUUUGAAUUCAGAGUUUUCCUGUCUCUGCCUCCCCAGGAUUGGGAUUAAAGGUGUGAGUGGCCACUGCCCAGCUGACCUGUGUCUUAAAGGGUCUUUAUUUUAUUUAUUUUCCAUGUUGGAGCAAUCUCUUUGACAGAACCUUUCUUUUCUCUCUGGGGUUAAUUGUCAUAGGCUCUGAUGUUGUGUCGAGUGUUGUUGGUGGUUGUUGUUGCCAGACGGACCCAUAUGACGAGACAGAUCAUAUCUGAUUUGUAUCUGCACUAGGUAAAUGGAUAGAGGCUGUGGGCCCUUUCUCUGAGGUUUUACAGAAGCAGAUUUUCUCACUGAGAUCAGUGAUCAGGUUUGCACCCGCCCCCGCGCUGUCCUCGGUUCCCCAUCACACAUGCACUGUGUAGGGAACAGUUGGGAGACAGCAUUGGUUGUACCCUGGUACCCGAGUGCUGGAGCAUUUCAGAAGCACAGCUGAUGGGGCCUGAGGGAGGCCAUCACACAGAGUGUGCUGCACUCUGAAGGUCCUCCCAGAGUCAGUCAGGAUCGCCGAAGAAGCACCCUGGGAGACGAGGCAGCACAGGAUGCUGACUGCCAGGCUGUGCCAGCUCUGUUCUCUGACUCCUUUCCCUGCGGACAGCACCAUCCCCGCUCUCCUACACCCUAAGGUCUUUAGACUGAAGUGAGGAUCCAGAUCUAAACCAGCAGGACUGCCCUAGAAUUUGGAGAAUUUGGCAUCCUAAGAUGAAGCUUUUGAGGGACCUUAGUGGCUGGUGGCCUGGUGGCAGACUCCCUGUCAAAGCUGGCUUUGCUAGACAGCUAGUGCUGAGAGCUGUGCGCCAUUGAUGGAGGCAGGCCAGUGAGGAGAUGGAGGCUAAAUAAUAACCUGAGUGCUUUGUCACCAUGGAAACUGGAGUUUGUGAGGCCACAGCCUGUGCUGAAGAGCUUUUGAGCAUGCCUCUGACAUGCUGGGUCCAGAGGACUAUGGAGAAGGUGUUCUCUCAGCCAAGGCCUUUCAGCAACGCUUGCUUGCCUGCGCACGCUGUGUGUACUCACUUGUUCACUCGACCCCCAGAAGGUUUCUUAGGAGAAGGUUGUACCUAUUUGUUGUUUUUUAUUAUUUUGCACAUAUAUAUGUAAUUGUAAAGAAACAAACAUAUAUUGUCUUUUAUAUUCAUGUAAUAUUCUGAAAUUAAAUUUUUUUCUGUUUCA
Molecule: messenger RNA, 4512 nt
Organism: Apodemus sylvaticus (European woodmouse)
Lineage: Eukaryota; Metazoa; Chordata; Mammalia; Rodentia; Muridae
Gene: Arhgap19
Product: Rho GTPase activating protein 19
Exons: 12
Coding region: 24-1508 (494 amino acids)
Biological process (GO): regulation of small GTPase mediated signal transduction; signal transduction
Cellular component (GO): cytoplasm
Molecular function (GO): GTPase activator activity
Source: RefSeq, a predicted model, not a curated record